GACUUCGUCUGGCUUCUGACAGAGACGGACAGAGAUGAUCCCAAGGAGUUUCCCGCCUUUCGUUCCCACCCCUCGCCUUUCUCCUGAGUCCUCCUGACCGCCACUCUUCCCUGCAUCUGGUGGAAUGAGCAUCUCUUGCAUCUCUCGGUUUCCUCUUGCCUGUACAAUUCCUAGCCUUCAGCUCCAUGUUCAAUAUUGCCAACCGUUGAAAGUGACGUAUCAUCACUCUGGAGUUACGUUAGAACCAAAGUCAGAAGGCUUGCGUCACUCUCCUGUUGGGAUAAUAGGCUUGUAGUGAUAGGCGGAUCUGCAUAGGUGGACAGGACACUGCCCUUCUGGUGCGGGACAUAGAGUUUUAAAAGUGGUUUUAGACAACCGUAUUGAGAUGUGAUCCUGCCUAACCUGGAAGACUGUUCUCUAGACGAAUAGACCGUUUUGAAAUUGUAGAGCUAGUAGACCCUUGGUGAUCUCCGUGACUCUCCAGUAUGGUGCCUGUAGCUAAUGGAACCGCGUUCAGCGGAGGGCCAAACAUGGUGGCCGAAUACUGCCGUCUCCUCGGGGGAACACGGCCCAUUAACAGCGUUCUGAUCGCUAACAAUGGCAUUGCAGCCGUCAAGUUUAUCAACAGCAUCAGGUCAUGGGCCUUCGAGACCUUCGGUCAAGAGCGAGCCAUUCAGCUGGUCGCCAUGGCGACGCCCGAAGACAUGCGUGCGAAUGCCGAACACAUUCGCAUGGCUGAUACGUUCGUUGAGGUUCCAGGCGGGACCAACAACAACAACUACGCGAACGUCCAGCUUAUUGUCGAGGUGGCUGAGCGGACUAAAGUGGAUGCUGUAUGGCCUGGUUGGGGCCACGCGUCGGAGAAUCCGGAUCUUCCGGCGACCCUCACGGCUAAAGGCAUAGCGUUCCUCGGUCCUCCCGCGCAUGCCAUGGCGGCUCUGGGCGAUAAGAUUGGCUCCACGCUUAUAGCUCAGACUGCCCGAGUCUCAACGAUUCCGUGGAGUGGCUCCAACAUAAUCCUGCCCGACGAGCAGUGCAGGGAGGAGAUCGACGACGAGCUCUACCACCAGGCGUGCGUGCGCACCACGGAGGAUUGCCUUGAGUGCUGCAACCGCGUGGGUUACCCAGCCAUGAUCAAGGCCUCUUGGGGUGGCGGCGGCAAGGGCAUCCGCAAGGUGCACAACGAGGAGGAGGCGAUGACGCUGUUCAAGCAAGUGCAGGGAGAGGUGCCCGGCUCGCCUGUCUUCGUCAUGAAAGUGGCUGCGCUGAGCCGGCACUUGGAGGUGCAGCUGGCGUGUGACGCGUAUGGCAACGUAGUGGCGCUGCACAGCAGGGACUGCAGCAUCCAGAGGCGCCACCAGAAGAUCAUUGAGGAAGGGCCGAUCAGCGUGGCCCCGCCAGACGUGAUACACGAGCUGGAGCAGGGCGCGAGGCGGCUGGCCAAGAUCGUGGGGUACUGCGGCGUGGCGACGGUGGAGUACCUGUACAGCAUGGCGGGCAACUCCUCCUACUUCCUCGAAGUCAACCCGCGCCUGCAGGUGGAGCAUCCAGUGACGGAGUGGAUAGCCGGGGUGAACCUCCCAGCCACGCAGCUCUCCAUCGCCAUGGGCGUCCCUCUCUUCCGCCUGCCAGAGAUCCGCCGCUUCUAUGGGCGGGGGGGAGGUGGCUCCAGCGACUGGAGCAAGUGUGCCGGGCUGGACACCUUUAACUUUGAUGACGUCACGUCCACCAAGCCCAAGGGGCACGUGGUGGCGGUGCGGGUGACCAGUGAGGACCCCGAGAACGGGUUCAAGCCCACGAGCGGCCGGGUGCAGGAGCUGAGCUUCAGGAGCAAGCCGGACGUGUGGGCGUACUUCUCCAUCAAGGCGGGCGGCCAGAUUCACGAGUUCUCCGACUCCCAGUUUGGUCACCUGUUUGCGUUUGGCCAGGACCGGCCGGCCGCCAUAGCUAACAUGGUGCUGGCGCUCAAGUCGGUGCAGAUCCGAGGGGAGAUCCACACCAACGUGGACUACACGGCCGACCUGCUCCAGGACAAGGAGUACAUCAACAAUGUGAUUCACACGGGCUGGCUGGACUCCCGCAUUGCCAUGCGCAUCAAGACUCAGCGCCACCCUUGGCACAUCUGCGUCAUCGCUGGAGCCCUCUUCAUGGCGUCUCGCACUGCAGCUGCCCGCGUGUCCGAGUACAUGGGGUACCUCGAGAAGGGCCAGAUCCCUCCAGGGAGCAUUUCCCUGGUCAACUUUGACCUCGUUCUCAACAUUGACAACGUCAAGUACAUGCUCGCGCUGAGCAGGCAGGGUCCUGGAAGCUACAAGAUCCGGAUGAACCAGCAGGAGGUGCUGGCAGAGGUGCACACGCUCAGAGAUGGCGGGCUGCUCUGCCAGUUGGACGGCAACAGCUAUGUGGUGUAUGCGGAGGAAGAGGCUGCUGGAACCCGCCUGCUCAUUGGCGGCCGCCCAUGCCUCCUCCAGAACGAGCACGACCCGUCGAAGCUGGUGGCAGAGACGCCGUGCAAGCUGAUGCGGCAGCUGGUGGAGGAGGGCGGGCACCUGAACGUGGACGAGCCUUACGCCGAGGUGGAGGUGAUGAAGAUGUGCAUGCCGCUGCUCGCGCCCGCCUCCGGCUGCAUCCACUGGCGCCUCUCCGAGGGCCAGACCAUGACCGCGGGGGAUCUCAUCGCCACCCUUGAUCUCGACGAUCUGACAGCUAGAAAUGUCGUGCAGCAGUUCACUGGGGAUUUCCCAGAGCUGGGCACGCCAACUGUGCAGCCGGACAAGGCGCACCACCGCUUUGCAGAGGCGCUCAAGAAGGCCGGGCUCAUUCUGGCGGGCUACGAGCAUAACAUCACGGAGGUGGUGCAGGAGAUCAUCUACGGGCUCAAGGACGAGUCGGUGCCGGCGCUGCAGUGGCAGGAAAUGGCAUCUGUUCUCGCCACGCGCCUGCCAAAGGAGCUCAAAGCGGAGCUGGACGCCCUGCUGAAGGGCUCAGAGUCGACCCAAGGAACUUCUUCCCCGCGCCUGCUCUCCUUCCCCGCCCCCGAGUGCGUCACCAUCAUCCGGUCGUACCUGGACCGUCUGCCGGCCAAGGACCGCAUGGGACAGGAGCAGCUGGUGGCGCCGCUGCUGCGGGUGGCGGAGCUGCAUGCGGGCGGCAGGGAGCAGUUCGAGCUGACGGUGAUCCAGGACCUGCUGAGCCAGUACCUCAGCGUGGAGCAGAACUUCUGCGAGACGCCUCAGGCGGAUGUGAUCGAGGGGCUGCGCCAGACGCACAAGAAGGACCUGGCAAAGGUGGUGGACGUCGUACUCUCACACCAGGGUGUGGCGCGCAAGAACGACCUGGUGGUGGCGAUCCUGGACCGCAUGGUGGCGCCCAACCCCAGCAAGCACAAGACCAUGCUCAAGGAGCUCUCCUCGCUCUCCAACAUCAAGCACUCCAAGGUGCUGGUCAAAGCCAAGCUCCUCCUGGAGCAGAUCCAGCUGGCGGAACUCCAGGCAGGCGUGGUGCACAACCUGUCCAACCUCGACAUCUCCGAGGGCGCCCUGUCAACCGCCAGCAGCAAGUCAGAUCUCUCUGCCGCAGGAAGCGAGGCUGCAGACGUGCUCACCCCGCGCUCCCUAGACCCCAACGUGGUCAGAGAGUCCCUCGACGCGAGGAUGGAGCGGCUGGUUGACGCGCCUGUGGCUAUCGACGACGCGCUGACCUCCUUGUUUGACUACAUGGACUCGGACGUACAGUCCCGAGCGGUGGAAACGUACAUCCGAAGGCUGUACCAGCCUUAUAUCGUGAAGGAUUCGGUGACAGUGGUGGCGGGGAGUAACAAAUCUGUAGUGGCGUCAUGGGAGUUCUGGGAGGAAGGGCCGCCGCCGUCGAUCGAGCAGCUUGAGGAGGGCCCGGAUAGCCCGACGUUCAAGGCGCCGUCGACCGGGGGGGUGAAGCGGUGGGGAGUGAUGGUGGUGGCGUCGACUCUCCAGGAGGUUAAGGCGCUGCUGCGACCCGUGAUAUCGCACCCGGAUGGGUGGUUGCUGAGUGCUGUGGAUGGGAAGCAGACACGGGUGGCGGCGGCCAGGAAGGCGAGUGCGGAGGACCUGCCGUUUGGCGGGAUGAAGCGGAUCAGGACGUUCCUGGGGAUCCCGUUUGGCGCUGGGAACGUGGCGCAUGUGGCUCUGCUGCCGAAGCUCGACAGCCUUGCGGACAGCCCUUCUACUUUCCGCAUGGAGGACCGCAUUCACACGCUGCGGCGGUCCCUGCUGGACGCGGACGCAGCAUCCACGCUGCACGGGGCGGGCGUGACGGCGGUGAGCUGCAUCGUGGUGCAGCACGGGCAGGGCCGCGCGCCGCUGAGGCACUGCUUCCACUGGAGCGAGGAGCGCGAGACGUUCGAGGAGUGGCCGCUCAUGCGGCACGUGGAGCCUCCGCUAUCGGAUCUCCUCGAGCUGCAAAAGCUGAUGAGUUUCGGCGAGAUGCAGUACAAGCGGUCGCGCAACCGUCACUGGCACAUCUACUCCACCACCGAGAAGCCCUCGGGCAUCCGCCGCCUCUUCCUGCGCUCUGUCGUGCGCCUGCCCAAAUCCGCCACCGGAGGUGGAGGAGGCGACUCUAGCCCCCCCGGCGGCAGCAGCAGCGGUGGUAGUGCUAGCUGGAUUGGCGGCGGUGGUGGUACUGGUGGUGGUGGGAUUGGAGGGGGAGGGGCAGAGGUGACGCGUGAGCCGUCGUUCUCGGAUUCGCUGGUGAGCGAAUGUACGGUUCAGAUUGAAGUGGCGGCGAGGACGCUGGCGGCGGCGAUCCAGGAGGCGUUGGAUGAGCCGGAGCUGGAGACGACGCUCAAGGCGGACCAUGCCCACAUCUUCAUGGCUCUGCUGGGGUCGCUGUCGUUUGAGAUGAGCCCCCGGGCUUCAGGCUUCAACCUGGCGGAGGUGGAGAAGAUGCUGUGUGGGUUGGGUCGCCUGGCGGACGCCAUGGUGGCGCCGCGGAUGCGCUCGCUGGCGCUGUGCAUGUGGGAGGCCAGAGUCAAGAUCAAGGGCGUGGGCGUGGGCUCUGGCGCCUGGCGCCUGGUGGCUGAGAACCCCAGUGGCCAUGCCUGCCUGGUGCAGGCAUACAUGGAGGCAGAUGACGCGGCCGGCAAGAACUUUGUGUACUUCUCCUCGCCGCCCAAGCUGCCGCGCACCGACAUGCCCUCGUGGCCCGACAACGCCCUCAUCCUGCCGCCCGCAGCGCUCCCCGUGCGCGUCACCGCGUCGCUCCUCCCCAUGCCGUCCGCCUCCUCCACCCCCACUGGCACCACGAUGACCCUCAAAGGCAUGGGCCCGCUGCACGGCACGCCGCUCUCGGCGCCGUAUGGGCCGCUGAGCUCCAUCGAUAAGCGACGGCUGGCGGCCAGGAAGGCCGGCACCACCUUCUGCUAUGACUUCCUCUCGAUCUUUGAGGAAGCCCUGAAGCAGAUCUGGGCUGUAGCAGAGGCCAAGGGAACGCACACCGCCCCGCCCGCCCCCCACCUCACCUACAAGGAGCUCAUUUUCGCCGACCCAAACGUUGCAUGGGAUGCAAAGCUACAGGAAACGGGCCGCCCUGCAGGGCUGAACAGCAUCGCGAUGGUCGGCUGGCGGCUGACCCUGCGCACGCCAGAGUUCCCGGAUGGCCGCACUGUCUACAUCGUAGCGAACGAUGUCACCAGAGGCGCGGGGGCCUUCGGCCUUCACGAGGACAUGCUUUUCCACGCGAUUACUCUCGAGGCAAUCAAGCACAAGGCCCCGCUGCUGUACCUGGCUGCCAACUCCGGGGCGCGGAUCGGGAUCGCAGAGGAGGUCAAGCGCUGCCUGCAUGCGGCCUGGCUCGACGAAAAGAACCCCGAGAGAGGGUUUCAUUACCUGUAUCUCACCCCAGAGGACUAUGCCCGCGUGCGGUCGUCCGUGGUGGCGCAUGAGGUGGUGAUGGAGCCAUCCGGGGAGCGGCGGUGGGUGCUGACGGAUAUCAUCGGGGCGGAGGAGGGUCUUGGCGUGGAGAAUCUGUCUGGGAGCGGUGCGAUCGCGAGCGUGUUCUCACGCGCGUUCCACGAGACGUUCACGCUGACGUUUGUCACGGGGAGGACAGUGGGCAUCGGCGCAUACCUGGCGCGUUUAGGCAGUCGCGUGAUCCAGAGGCAGGACCAGCCGAUCAUCCUCACAGGGUUUUCUGCUCUGAAUAAGCUGCUGGGGCGGGACGUGUACACAUCACACAUGCAGCUGGGCGGGCCCAAGGUUAUGGCUGUGAACGGGGUGGUGCACAACACAGUCGCGAAUGAUCUCGACGGCGUGCUCGCCAUUCUCCGCUGGCUCUCCUAUGUCCCGGCUGCGGUCAACCGCCCGCUGCCGAUCGUCGCCAAGCCCCUCGACCCGCCCUCUCGCAAGGUGGAGUACAACCCGACCACCUCCUGCGAUCCCCGCGCUGCAGUCGCUGGGAUCCAGUCUGGCUCACGGUUCCUCCGGGGGAUGUUCGACGAGGGAAGCUUCAUGGAAAUGCUGGACGGGUGGGCGAAAACGGUGGUGGUGGGUCGGGCGCGGUUGGGAGGUAUCCCCGUGGGGGUGAUUGCAGUGGAGACCCAGACGGUGUUCCAGAACAUUCCGGCCGAUCCCGGGCAGCCAGACUCACACGAGCGUGUGCUCCCACAGGCUGGCCAGGUGUGGUACCCCGACUCAGCUGCUAAAACGGCCCAGGCUUUACUAGACCUUCGCUUGGAGGGGCUUCCGCUGUUUAUUCUGGCCAAUUGGAGAGGGUUUUCUGGAGGGCAGAGGGAUCUGUUUGAGGGGGUGCUUCAAGCGGGGUCGCUCAUUGUGGAGCAUCUGCGAACGUACGACCAGCCGGUGUUUGUGUACAUCCCGAAGAAGGGCGAGCUGAGGGGCGGCGCGUGGGUGGUUGUGGACCAUCGGAUCAACCCCCACAUGGUGGAGAUGUACGCUGAGGAUUCGGCAAGGGGUGCGGUGCUCGAGCCGGAAGGUGUGGUGGAGAUUAAGUUCAGGAGGAGGGAGCUGAUCGAAGCCAUGCACAGGCUUGACCCGGAGAUAAUCGAUCUGGACAAGGCACUGAGGGCAGCGAAGCAGCUGCAGGCACAGGGGAAUGACAAUGGGUCGGUGACAGUGACCGAAGGGUUGAUUGCACAGAGGGAGAAGGCGCUUCUGCCGGUGUACACCCAGAUUGCCGUGCGGUUCGCUGAGCUGCAUGAUACUCCCCGGCGCAUGGCAGCCAAGGGAGCGAUCCGGGACAUCGUCACCUGGGAGAAUUCGAGGGCGUAUUUCUACUCACGGUUGUGCCGGAAAGUGGCAGAGGACGGGCUCGCGAGGCAGUUUAUGCUGAACGUGGAAGGGCUGGGGAAGAUCGACGCGAUUGCGGCGGUGAAGAGAUGGUAUUUGGAGGAGCAGAGGGUGAAGCGGGGCGAGAGUGAGGCGCUGCGGACGAGCGAGGCGAUCGACGAGGGGGACUGGCUGGACGACAAGCAGUUUGUGGCGUGGGUGCAGGGCACCAGGAGGAACGCGGAUGGGUUCAGGAGGAGGGUGUUGGGGCUGAGAGGGGAGCGGCUGGCGCAUGCGCUGACGAGGGAGAGGGACGCGGGGAGCAUUGCGGAUGGGCUGGCACAGGCCGUGGCCAGCGUGCUGCAGUCGCUCCCUCCCAGUGCUCGGAAGGACGCUGCUGCCAAGCUCAGCCAAGUGCUGGGUCAGCAGUGAGGCCAUCUGGGCCAGCAGUGAGGCCGUACUUAGGGCCACCAAUAAGGCCAUACAGCCAGACGACCAAGACACGCAAAUCAUGCUCGAUUCAGCUCACUUCUGGGACGAGUUUCGGCUCUGCGGUAUCUUGCAGUUUGCGCUAUAACAUGUUUCCUUACAGCAUUUUAGCGUUGCCUUCCUUGCUGCACAUGUACAAACCAUGCGGUAGGCGGUAAGAUGUAUCGCGGUAUCAAUACCGGUAGAAUAGCGUAGUGGUUGGCAGAAUCACCCUGUGGAAGGAGAGAGCAAACCUACUUUACUACAUAUGGGCUGGAUUCUGUUAGGAUGAAUGACUAUGCUCAGUUUAGUUUGAAGCAUGACUGACCUUGUAACCUCAAGAUUCUGGUGGUUACAUUUCAUUCCCUC
Molecule: messenger RNA, 8099 nt
Organism: Closterium sp. NIES-67
Lineage: Eukaryota; Viridiplantae; Streptophyta; Zygnematophyceae; Desmidiales; Closteriaceae
Source: the annotation of a GenBank genome assembly